UUUUUUCUUUCUCUUUAUCUAUAAGACUGUAAACACAACAGAGGAUACUUAUCUUUUCAAAGUGAUUUAUGUCUACCUCACACACAAAUCACUUCAAAUUUUCUGGCAAAAUUGGCGAUGCUUUUGAUUCACUUCGAACAAUACGCGUACCAGCCAAAGAUGGUAGAAGCGGGCAAGAUAUUCAGCUGCAAUAUUCGCAUCAAAAAGUAAUUGGCAACGGCUCUUUUGGGGUUGUUUAUCAAGUAAAGCUGACACAUACAGGGGAAGAUGCAGCUAUCAAAAAAGUGUUGCAAGACAAACGAUUUAAGAACCGAGAACUAGAAAUUAUGAGGCUAAUGAACCAUCCUAACAUAUGUGGUAUUAAAGCCUACUUUUAUUCUCAAGGUGAUAGUAAGAAAGACGAUGUUUAUCUCAAUUUGGUCAUGGAAUACGUACCCGAAACAGUUUACAGGGUUACUCGUCAUUAUACUAAAAUUAAGCAAGCCGUACCAAUGCUUAUUGUUAAACUUUACAUGUACCAACUAUUUCGUUCUUUGGCUUAUUCACAUACGCUUGGUAUUUGUCAUCGAGACAUUAAACCACAGAACCUGCUUGUACAUCCUAUCACAGGUGUAUUAAAACUGUGUGAUUUUGGAUCCGCAAAAAUCCUUGUCGAAGGUGGCAUGAAUGUUGCCUACAUUUGUUCCCGCUAUUAUCGUGCACCAGAGCUCAUCUUUGGUGCUAGUUGUUAUACCUGCAGCAUUGAUAUCUGGUCAGCUGGCUGUGUCAUGGGUGAACUAUUAUUAGGACAACCAUUAUUUCCUGGUGAAAGUGGCAUUGAUCAGUUGGUAGAAAUCAUCAAAGUAUUGGGCACACCAACAAAAGAGCAAAUUCUGACGAUGAAUCCCAAUUACACAGAUCAUAAAUUUCCUUCUAUAAAACCACACCCAUUAUCCAAAGUGUUUAGAUCAAGAACACCGCCUGAAGCAAUUGAUUUGUUGUCUCAUAUCCUUCAAUAUGACCCAAAACAACGCCCAACUGCUAGUGAAGCUAUGGUUCAUCCCUUUUUUGAUGAAUUGCGUAAUCCUGAAACAAAAAUGGCUACAGGAAGAGAUCUGCCUGAGUUGUUCAAUUUUACUCGAGAAGAACUCUCUAUCAGACCCGACUUAAUACACAAGCUUGUACCAGCCCAUUAUGUUGAAAAACUAGAAAAAUCAGCAAACAUCAAUAUCAACCAUUUUACACCUAUUCCAUUAAAUGAUUUACGUUUGAAUAGUUUGGAUUAAAGAGAAUAGUAUAGUUAUCAC
Molecule: messenger RNA, 1286 nt
Organism: Gilbertella persicaria
Lineage: Eukaryota; Fungi; Mucoromycota; Mucoromycetes; Mucorales; Choanephoraceae
Product: kinase-like domain-containing protein
Exons: 5
Coding region: 69-1265 (398 amino acids)
Biological process (GO): protein phosphorylation; signal transduction
Cellular component (GO): cytoplasm
Molecular function (GO): protein serine/threonine kinase activity; protein serine/threonine/tyrosine kinase activity; ATP binding
Source: RefSeq, a predicted model, not a curated record